AUGGAUGGGAAUUCAAGUCCUCUAUCCUCGCCUCCCGGCUCUUUGCGCGACUCUACCCCGUCGUCGCCUCUCUCGACACUCUCCAGCACACCCUCCUUACCAGAUACCGCCGCCUCUGCGCUCGACCCUUCACGGCGUUAUCCUUCGCCCAUGUCUACGAUCGCCUCAGGAGCCCAGUCUCCCAGACUAUCUGCUACCAUUAGCCUUGGCCAGCCCGUGUAUGACAACGAGUCCUCCAAGAGUGCGGAUGACGAUCAACCUCCAGCAAAGCGACGCAAGGUCUAUCAACCUAAAGAACGCACAACCGAAUACCUGAACUACUUGAAUAAGGAGGACAAGGAUAUGACGGAAGCCGAGAGGGCUCAGGAAAAGAGGCUGGUUGCGGCGUUGAGGAAAAAGAAGAAGAUUGUCGUCAUUGCCGGCGCGGGCAUUUCCGUCUCGGCAGGCAUUCCCGAUUUUCGCUCGUCUUCUGGCCUUUUUGCGCGUGCCAAGAACCAACACAAGCUUAAAGGCUCAGGCAAGCACCUGUUUGACGCGUCUGUCUACAGGCAUGAUUCCUCAACGCAGCAUUUCCACGCCAUGGUGCGGGAGAUGGACGAGUUGUCCAAGAAGGCGACUCCCACGCAUUUCCACCGCCUGCUCGCGUCAUUGGCCCAGGAGGGACGACUGAUGCGGCUAUACUCCCAGAAUAUCGACGGACUCGACGCAAAUAUGAAGCCGCUGGCGACCGAGAUACCGUUGCCUCUCAAGGCUCCCUGGCCGGCUACCAUCCAGCUGCACGGUGGGCUGCAGAAGAUGGUCUGCAGCAAAUGUGGCCACCUGGCACCGUUCAACAGUGAGCUGUUCGACGGCCCCGAGGCUCCAUUGUGCGAGGCGUGCACGGUUGACGACCAAGUCAGAACAAGGCAUGCAGGCAAGCGAAGCCACGGAAUUGGACGUCUCAGACCCCGUUUCGUGCUCUACAACGAAUACAACCCCGACGAAGAAGCCAUUGGCAACGUUUCCAGUGCCGACCUCAAGGCUCGACCAGACUGUGUCAUUGUUGUUGGCACUACCCUCAAGGUUCCGGGCACGAGGAGACUGGUCAAGGAAAUGUGCCAGGUGGCCAGGGGGCGGAGAGAUGGCCUCACAAUCUGGAUCAAUACCGACGCAGAACCCAAGGAUGCGCUGUUCAAGGACUGCUGGGAUCUCGUUGUCCGAUCUCCGUGCGACAAAGUGGCCCAGCUCGCAGCGCUGCCCGAAUGGGACUGCGACAUUGGCAAUGACUUCCUGGUGUCCGCGGAACAGGAUAGCCAGAACCAGGAGCGGCUCAAGAACACCAAGCUGGAGGUCGCGCUCCCGUCCAGCUCUCCUGAUCUCCACCAUGAUCUCGGCCAGGAGGCCAUACCCACGCCACGACCCAGCCCCAAGCUGGCGGCUAAGAAGCAAAUCAAGCUCGCUCUCGGAAGGGAGCCUCCGCAAAAUGACAAGCCCACCAGGGCGGCCACGAAGCCCCGCGCCAGGAAGCCGAAGCAGCCCGCCAAACCCAAGGCACCUCCUAAAAACGUGGUUACUGAGUUGUUCAAGACGGGCAAAAGCUUCUCUCAGGGAAACAAGGACAAAAAGUCUCCCCGCACACCGCUACCAUCAGCACCGAAUCGAAAGGCUAUCAAGGUUGAGCCUCAGACCUGUUCUUCAGCCACAUCCCUGAGCAAUCCGAAUGCUUUAUCAUCCUUCAGUUCCGCUGCGCCCACGCACAAGAGGCCGAGGGAGACGAUAUCUCCCACAUCUGUACCCAAAGGCAUGCGCGAUCUACUCCAUUGA
This is a messenger RNA of Trichoderma reesei QM6a, 1803 nucleotides long. Its product is annotated as deacetylase. Gene Ontology annotation, molecular function: NAD+ binding; histone deacetylase activity, NAD-dependent. Gene Ontology annotation, biological process: replication-born double-strand break repair via sister chromatid exchange; regulation of DNA repair; negative regulation of transcription by RNA polymerase II. Lineage: Eukaryota; Fungi; Ascomycota; Sordariomycetes; Hypocreales; Hypocreaceae. Gene Ontology annotation, cellular component: mating-type region heterochromatin. Bases 1 to 1803 code for a protein of 600 amino acids. The transcript has a single exon. The record is from RefSeq and is a predicted model, not a curated record.